UCAUAGUUUAGAUAUAUCUGUAUAUGAUUUGAUUUCGAAGCUUAUUGGAAAAAUAGAUAUCAAAUUUUAAUGAGAGAUUUCAUUGAAGAAAGCUUAUUUGUUUGUCUGUUGAGUACUAAAACUAUUCUACAGAAAUUGCAUUAACAUUGAAACUUAUAAAUGACAUCGAUGAAAAUAUAUUUUUGGAUUUAAGGUCGAGAACCAAAUUGAGUGUGUAAUUGAUAUUUAAAACUUAAGUCAAACGGAAUGAAGGAAGCUUAAAUGACAGACAGGUUAAUUAAAUUUGGAAAAGUGGUAAAUUAAACCUUAGGAGAUUAUGAUUUUGCAAUAACAGUUAAAUUCAAAUUCAAUUUUUAUCUACUCUGGUGUGACUGAUAUAUUAGAUGUGCCCUGGUAGAUGAUAAGAGGGUCUAUCUUGUAGAUCUAAUUGAGUAAACGAAAUCGGCCCUAAGCCCAAUAAAACACAUGCGUUUAAUAUUUGAAAGUUCUUUGACUGCAGCGCAUCAAACUUGUUAAACCUUGUAAUAAACCUUUGAAAUUGCACGUUUUCCUGUUAUAGAACAUAACAUCAAGGGAAAUAUUAAAUUUUUUAUUUAUUGCUUGAAUAAUUGGUGUUAAAAGUUUCAACAUGUUGAAUUUUGCUUCACAAUUCAUGCAUUUCGGAAAACAUGGAAGAUAUUGUCCUAUUGGCAUUGGUGAAAUAGAAACCGACUACAACUUCUAUCAUGACCACAUGAACACGCUUAACAACAACAACACCCUUACGGUCAAUCAGAAUCAAAUAAACAGCAUGUUGAUAAAGGACAAUAAUCCGAAAAACACGAGCGAGCCGAUGGAACAGGACCAGCCUGAUGCAGAUUACAUCAAAAUGUUUGUUGGACAAGUGCCACGCUCGAUGGACGAGGCUCAGUUGCGUGAAAUGUUCGAGGAGUAUGGUCGAGUGCAUACGAUCAAUGUUCUGCGAGAUAAAUCUACAGGAUUGAGUAAAGACCGUUCUUUGUUCAAUUAUAAUUUUUCCGAAUCGAGAUAUUGGAAAAAUCUAUGGAAGGGAUAA
Clunio marinus is the source of this 1054-nucleotide messenger RNA. Lineage: Eukaryota; Metazoa; Arthropoda; Insecta; Diptera; Chironomidae. The record is from the annotation of a GenBank genome assembly.